Molecule: messenger RNA, 1494 nt
Organism: Acanthochromis polyacanthus (spiny chromis)
Lineage: Eukaryota; Metazoa; Chordata; Actinopteri; Pomacentridae
Gene: mrps27
Product: mitochondrial ribosomal protein S27
Exons: 11
Coding region: 9-1283 (424 amino acids)
Cellular component (GO): mitochondrion
Molecular function (GO): protein binding
Source: RefSeq, a predicted model, not a curated record
GCUACGAAAUGGUAUCGUCCAAAAUGGCAGCCUCCGUGUGGAAGCGUUGUGUGACUGCAGCCGUCAAAGUUAAAUGUUUGUCUCCGUCUCUAUUAGCCAGACGAUGGUUGCUCUCAGCAGCUUACACAGACUCCAAAGUGUGGGAGGCGAGAGAGAAAGAUCCUCAGAACCUGGCUGUACUGGCUGCCAAUAUGGACAGGACAUAUGAGAGGAAUCUCCCAGUUAGCUCUCUGACUGUGUCACGGUUCGUUGACAACAUAUCAUCCAGAGAGGAAAUUGAUCAAGCAGAAUACUACCUUUACAAGUUUCGUCACAGUCCAAACUGUUGGUACCUGCGAGACUGGACCGUUCACGGCUGGAUCAGAGAGUGUCUGAAAUAUGGGGCCAGAGAAAAGGCCCUGCACACACUAAAAAACAAGGUCCAGUAUGGAAUAUUUCCAGACGACUUCACCUUCAACCUGCUCAUAGAUUCUUACAUUAAGGAUGAAGAUUUUAAAAGUGCGUGCUCUGUGGUGGAAGAGGUGAUGCUGCAGGAGGCCUUCGACCUUCCCUCCACGCAGAUCCUGUCUCUGUACGCUCUGGGCAGUUACCUAGCGACCAAACCAGAGCUCACUGAGCCACAGGAACGAGCUUUAGGGGCUUCGCUGCUCAUCUGUGGGCUGCAGCAGGACAGCACCAUUGGCCUCAGCGCUCAGCUACUUGGCAAUGCUCUCCUAGGCAAGGUGGAGGUUUCAAAGGGCAUACACGCCGUUUUCAAAGGGAUGCCUCUCUCCUGGUCUCGAGGAUAUCUGGACCGAGCGCUGGCAGUCAUGGAGAGAGUGGCUGCAGCUUCUGGCGAUGUCAAGCUGUCCAAAGACACACUGGACCAUGUGAAUGAUUUGCUACAGGAACUAUCCUCAAACUCAAACUCAACCUCAGACACAGACUCUUCAGGAGAGGAGUCAGGAGGUGAAGAAGACAAGAAACAAGAGGCUGUAGAUGAAAAGGAUGAGGCUGAGAAGGCGAGACUACCUGACUAUAUCAACAGAUUCAAGGCGCUGAGCAGCCAGCUGGAGUCUCAGGGUAAAGUGGACUCUGCCUCCUUCCAGGCUUUAGUGACCGCUCUGGCCCAGCAGAACCUGGCUGCUGCAGAGAAAGUGGACCUGGAGCAGUACCAGAGCCGGGUGCAGGGCUGGGACUCUGAGAAGAGGCAGCUGAUCCAGAGAGAGAAGGAGAUGAAGGAGAGGGCCGAACAGGAGAAACAGGCGCGAUUAGCUGCCAAGACUGCAGCUCAGCAGGGGUAGAGAUUCUGCAGAUGGAGCUUAAUGAAGAUCACCGACUGUCCACUCAGUAUGUACGUUAAAAAUGUGAAAUAUCAACAUCACAUCUGCUCAUGUCUCUAGUUACUUUUGUAAAUACCAGUUAUCGUGUGCUUAUGUGAUAAGUGCUGCUCUGUUUUUACAGAAUAUUGCUAAUAUAAAUAUCAGAAUAAAACAGAUUUCAUUCGUAACAGAA